UGUGCUCUUUCCUUUUGCCUUUUGUUACAGUUAGUAUUUGCGGCUAACGCAAAUGUCUUCCUCAAGUGUUUGUCAAGGGUUUCGAUCAUGUCUGGAGCCCUGGCCAGUUGAACCACAAAUUCUAAGGCUCAAAUUGGCUCCACCAGCGUCCCUCUCACUCUCUGAAUCCCAAGAGAAAUCCAGCACGAACGAUGAAAUUUCCACGAGAAUGGACAACAAUGCUGACAAGGGUGGAUGGAGUUUUCUUCUGCCUCUCAAGAAAACUGAGGAUCCUCAAUCUCAAAACGUCUAUGUCCAUCCUGCUGUGAAACACUCCUCCUCCAAGCUCACUGGAAAGAGCUUGGAAAUGUGCACAGAAAGUCUAGGUUGCGAGACUGGUAGUGAUAAUGCCAGUGGAAACUUGGACGAAUUUUCCUUCCUUUCAUCAGAAAAUAGCACCACUUGUUUCUCAAGACAAACCUCAGAACCCUGUAGAAGUUACUCUAUGUCCAGAAGAAUGAAACGUUCAAACAGCUUCCCACCUCCUCUGACUUCUAUUACAGAUUUGGGUGGGGUUCAAGUGAGGUCUCAUCGUGAAGAUGGUAGGCUAAUCUUGGAAGCUGUAACUACCCCUUCUGUUCAGCCUUGUUUUCGAGCACAGCGGAGUAAUGGCAGGCUCACUCUUACCAUGUUUCAGACAUUCCUUUCUGGUGAUGAUGAAGAAGAAAAAGUAGCUGAAGAUAAUGAAGAAGAGAAGGAGAAGGAGGAGGAGAAGGAGGAAGAACAAGAAGUUGCGGGCGUAGAUUAUGAAGAUACUGAUGCAGAGGAGUUGGAAGGGUUAAACGAUAUUGUUGAUGAUGAAAUUGGAAACAGAAAGUUGGCCCGACCAGGAAGGUGCAAGGAAAGUGGGAAUAGGAACAACAACGCGAUGCCCAAUUGGGAGCCAUUUGGGUGGCCACUUGAGCUCUCUCUUCUCUCUGUGUGGCUUUGA
Messenger RNA from Neltuma alba, 970 nucleotides. Its product is annotated as protein FANTASTIC FOUR 1-like. The transcript has a single exon. The record is from RefSeq and is a predicted model, not a curated record. NCBI's taxonomy places the organism in Eukaryota, Viridiplantae, Streptophyta, Magnoliopsida, Fabales, Fabaceae. The coding region runs from base 53 to 970 and encodes 305 amino acids.